This is a messenger RNA of Rotaria socialis, 3678 nucleotides long. The record is from the annotation of a GenBank genome assembly. Lineage: Eukaryota; Metazoa; Rotifera; Eurotatoria; Philodinida; Philodinidae.
AUGACUAAUGAUGCUGCCACUGCUUACAUCUGCAUCUAUUGCCCGUUCAAUUCAGACAAUCUAGAAGCACUUGAAAAUCAUUUAACAAAUGCACACGGACAUGGAUGUCAAGAUGCACCACCACUACUACUCACACAAUCUUCAUCAUCAUCGAACAUUAUCAACAAGGCCAGUAAACGUGAGGCACCUGAUGAUGAACAGUCUCAAUCUUCGUUGAAUGGUAUUAAAUCGACAACAGAAUAUUCAAGUGGUAUUAAACGAGUUAAACGAACAGUAUCACCAUCAACAGUAGCACCAACAAGUAUAUUCAUUAGUGGUGCUGAUAAUAAUUCGGAAUCAGAAGAUGAAAAUGAAUAUGAUGAUGGCGAUGAUGAUGAUGAUGAUGAUGAUGAUGAUGAUGACGACGACGACGACGACAACGAUGAAGAUGAUGAACGAGAUUCAUCAACAAAUCCAACAACAAUGUCACCCCAAACUAUUUUAACAUGUCCGAUAUGUAGUUCAACAUAUCAUCGCCUUGGCCAUCUUGUAAGACAUGCAAAACGAAAACAUCGUAUAGAUUUAUCAAAUUAUGAGGGACAAAAUACGUUUGAUACGCUUACAUCGCAAGCAGCAAAUAAAAUUCAAACAGUCGACAUUGAAAUAAAUUCAAACUCGAAGGAACGAAUAGCUCUAUUGAACAUCGAAGAUAUCGAUGCAACUGAAAAGUCAUCUCAACAACAGACUGAAACAAUAAUAUCUUCAACGUCUGAAACAAAUGUAACAACCGAUUGCCCUUAUUGUGAUUACAAAACUACAGAUAUUGAACAAUUCAAAUUCCAUAUUAUAGCUCAUAUACGUGAUAAAAAUUAUCGAUGUUUAUUAUGCAAUAGAUUAUAUAAAUAUCGAGGUGAUUGCUCAUUUCAUAUACGCCGUAAACAUCAUCGAUAUAGCACAAAUUCUAACGAUUACAUUCAACGUUUUCUAUUCGAUACAACUGAUGGUGAUGAAAAUAUGUCAAAACAAUCCGGUGGACAACCUGGUACAUCGUUAAAUAAUUCAACUCAUAAUAUAAAUGCAUCACGUGAACAAGAUGAGCCGGUGCGUUAUUUUGGUUGUCCUUAUUGUGAUUACACAUCAAACUAUGGUGGAGAUGUUCGAAAGCAUCAAGCACGUAAACAUCCAAAUGUUGAAUCGAAAGUUAUCAAGAUAAUUCGACAAGAUUCUGAACAUCAAGUAUCUUCUUCAUUAUCCACUAUUCAAAAUUCUAAUAAUAUACUAAAUGAUGAUGUUGUUGUUGGCUUUGAUACUAAUCAGGUUCAAGACGUUACAAGUGCUAUUACAAAAGCAAAUAUUAAUUUAAUUGAACAACAAGAACGUAAAGAGAAGAUAAAAACAAUUAAAAAAACGGAUACAAAUUUUAUUCAACAACAUUCAUCGACAUUAUCAAUUUUACCAAAUUUUGCACCUGUUCGAGUUUUUCAAUGUAGUUCAUGUCAGCAACAAGGCACAUACAAAUGGGUUGUUGAAAGGCAUAUACGUGCUAAACAUCCGGAUCAACCUGAUGUACAUGUUAUUGAAUUGCCAGCUGAAUUAGCUGUUAAAUUACAAAAAAUAUCACCGCCAUUGAAACGUUUCCGUUGUUCAUUAUGCCCAUUACAAUCGAAACAUACAUGGGUUAUUAUACGUCACAUUAAACAUUUUCACACAUUACAAACAGCAUCUGUUCUGGACAUACAGCCGGAUGGAACAUCCGUAAAGGAUGAACCGUAUCCAUUUCAAAAUGGUGAUUUUUCAAACAAAUCUUAUAAUCAAGAUUCAGAAUCAUCAUCUAUCAGUAGUACAUGUAUGGAAACUGGCAAUGAUGGACACAAUGGCUUAUUUCGUCGACAAGAUAUGGAUGAUGAUGACGAUGAAAAUGAUAGUUUACAAUCAUCGUUAGCUCCUAAUUUAAAUGGUGCCAUGAUAUUAACAUAUAAAUGCUCGCUAUGUGAUUUUACAUCAAACGUUUCAUGGAACGUUCAAAAACAUAUAAAUGAUUUACAUCCAGGACAAGCUAAUGCUCAUAUGUUAACGCAAUGUCGGCCAACAGUAAAUGAUAAAAAUCAGACAUUAACAACAAAAAAGUCAAAACAUAAAAAUGGUAAUCAUACAACAAUAUCAACAGUAACUAAAAUGCAAAUCCGUGCUCCACUAUCUCCAACAAGUGCUUUGGCGAAAGCAAAAUUUCCACCGGCUGUCGAGGAAGCUCUACUUUCAUUACAUGGUUCGAAACUAAAUUCUGGUCUUUAUGCUGUACAACCUAAGUUUGGUAUAAAGCGUUUAAAAUGUCGUCAUUGCUUUUAUCGUUCAAAUUGGAAAACUGAUAUGAUUCGACAUGUAAGAAUAAGACACAGUUUAACUGAACCUGAUCAUAAUAAAGAUAUGAUCCUCAUGACUGAGCAAGAGGCACGUGCAACCAUUGAAACAUAUGAAAAUACAUUUGGAAAAGAAUUACGUAGACGUACAUUUCGAACAUGGAAUGAUUGGGCUAAAGCUGAAGAAGAAUUUACACCUAAAGAUGGUUCACUUCAAUAUACUAAUAAUAAUAAUGGAACACUGCUUAUUGAUAUUAGUAAACCAAAAAAAACUAUUGUAACUGGAUCAAUGCCAUCAUCUUCAUCUUCAUUAUCGAAUAAUGAUGAAGUAAAACGAAUAAAUAAAACGAAAGCUAAACAGCUGGCAAAAGUCAUAACACAAAGUAAUGCUCAAGCAGUACCUAAUACUAAAGAAUUUAAACAAUUACCUAAUCCAUCAAAUAUCGUUUCUCGUCUUCUAUUAACAACAUCACCUUCACAUGAUAAUAAUGAUGAUGCGCCAUUAGAUCUUUCACUUAAAUCAUCAUCACCCACUGUCAAAAUUCAUCAUCCACCAUUAUCAUCCAAAGAAAUCAUACAGAAUAAUGGACACAAUAACAAUCAAGAAAAACAAACUAUUGAUGAUGAUCUUGUCGAUGAAGAUGAAGAAGAAAAUUCUGAUCGAACAUCAACUGUUAUCUAUAUAUGUUCUGCAUGCCCAUAUAAAAAUUCAUCGUUUCCUUUAGUUCAACGUCAUUUAAAAAUUCAUUUAACUGGUCAAGGUGUUGUUUGUCCUCUCUGCUCUUAUGCAACAUCAACUCAUAAAUCAAUUAAUCGUCAUAUGAAAAUUGUACAUCCAACUAGUCAAACAAUAAUUAGAUUUCAAUCAGCAACUCGAAUAAUAGAUCCACACGUAAUUGAACAACAUCCAUGUCCAUCAUGUUCGUAUCAAUGUGAACGUUCCGAAGCAUUAGAUCUUCAUCGCCGUCUUGAACAUGAUGAUGAAGAAUUUGAUAUUGAUUCAUCAUCAAGUGUAGGUGAAGGUGAUCAUGAAGAAGAUAUGGAUAAUGAUGAAAUACAUGCAUCAUUCGAUAGUAAUAACAAUAUGUUUCAAUGUCCAGUAUGUUCACCAUCGUCCAUUACAAACAACUAUACAAAUCUUGAACAGUUUACAAUGCAUGUAUUUACAGAUCAUAUGAAUUAUAUGCAAAACAAUCAAUCAUGUCCAUUUUGUUCAUUCAUUGCUCAUACAACAUCAAAAUAUUCAUUAAUCGAGCAUAUACAACUUCAUUUCAAUGGUACACUUGUUCAACCAGAUUCAAUUGUUGGUAUUGAAAAUGUAAAAGAGUUAUUAAUUGAAUAA